AAUGAAAAUAGUACUCGUCUUCACCAAUUCUACAUUUAUUUAUCAGUAUAAAUUGAGCAAAUUUUUGUUCGUUUUUGCUUGAGCUAGACGCGUUCUAAUGCAAUACAUACAGCAGCAAAGUACACAAUCAUUCUUUAUUAUCAGCCGACACAUGUUGAUAUGCAUGAAUAUGUGUACUUGCUUAACAUACACUAGUUAAAAAAAAAAGCUGUGUGCAGAACCGCGUCUAGAAAAGCAAUUGGACCUCUAUUUCAAAUUUUCAUUUAGUCGGCGUGAAUGAGUGAACUAACUACACAACAAACUAGUUUCGCUAAAAUGGCGGAAGUUCCUCAAAUAAUUGAUUUAAACAAAAUUAUUGAACCUUAUUUGCAAGGUGCUAAAUUCGUGUCAUAUGAAAGUCGGUAUUUAACCAAACCCGGUGAUAAUUAUGGCAGUAUCAUGCUGACUAUCGAUGCGAAAAUAAAGAAAACUGAUGGUAUCGUUGAGGAAUUGCCAUUGAUUGCCAAAUUGCCGCCUCUUACCAACGAUCUGUAUUGGCAACUAUUUAAGCCAGAACGGACUUGCCUUACGGAAAAUUCGGUUUACAAGUAUUUGGCCCCAGAGUUGGAAAAGCUACAGCUCGAGGCUGGAGUGUUGCCAACAAAACUCUUUGAUGGCUUUCCACGUUAUUUUGGAUCCCGUAUUUCACUUUCUGCAGAAGCUACCAAAGUGGAUCGUGACGCAGUAUUGGUUCAGGAAAAUGUAACGGUAUGCGGCUACAAACCUGGCAACAGGCAUAAGCCUUACGAUCUGGCUCACACCGUCCUCAUUCUGCACUAUAUGGCACAAUAUCACGCUCUGCCCAUGGCCCUGCGUCUUAAAAAGCCGAAAGUUUUUGAGCAAUAUUUGCGGCCGUACUUUAAAAAAUUUAACAUGAGUGAUAAUAUGUCGCCUGAGGUUAAGAAUGUGUUAAACACUGAAACCUUGUCAGAUAUUAUGACAGUUACCAAGAACGAUGAGCGCGAUGUGAAGCGUGCUCAGGAACUAUUGGACCUCUAUGACGAAUUUAAUGCUGCUGAAGACGUUCAGGAUGGACCUUGGACUUCCAUAGUUCACAUGGACUUGUGGAUAAAUAACUUGAUGAUUAAGUAUGAUGACAGUGGUGUUCCUGCAAAAUUAAAGAUUGUGGAUUUCCAAAUUGCCCAAUAUGAGUCUGUCGUCCAUGAUAUAAUCUUUUUACUGCUGUCGAGCGUGGAUACAAUGGUUUUGGAGGAAAAUUAUUACAAUUUUCUACGGAUUUAUUACGAAGCAUUCAUAAAGUCACUGCGCAGAGUGCAUGUGGAUACAACUAAAUAUAGCUAUGAAGAGUUCCUAAAUGAAGUCGACCGAGUGGCGCAUCUACAGGUGCCACAUGCCCUCUUUAUGACAAAGGUUAUCUUGGCCGACAACAGUACGUUACCAACUGACUAUAAGGAUGUUGAUUUGACUGUUUUAACCAAAAACCGAGGAUUAGAAAAUAUCAUGGCUAGGAUAAGUGAUAUUAUUCGGCUGUCUAAAAAGUUUAACAUAUUUUACUGAAAUACAACGAUUUUAGUCACAAAUAUAUUUUAAUAUGUAUUUAAAUUAUUUAA
Molecule: messenger RNA, 1610 nt
Organism: Drosophila innubila
Lineage: Eukaryota; Metazoa; Arthropoda; Insecta; Diptera; Drosophilidae
Exons: 5
Coding region: 277-1557 (426 amino acids)
Source: RefSeq, a predicted model, not a curated record